GCCAGAAUUUGCGAGAAGGGACCUUUUAAAUUUUUUUUUGUAAAAACACACCUAAAUGUAAAAAUAAUUUGCGAAAGACAAAAAAAAAGAAUAUUCAGGCAUUGACUAUUAUUUGCCGGCGUUGACCCUCACGUGAUAGUCACGUGCUGCUCUUUUUCACUCUUUGCACCCCUUUUCCCUCCAAAUAGAAAUCACAACCCCUUUUCCCACAUUUCACGUUCUCCUUUCUCCUUCCUCUGUUCUUCUUCUUCCCCCCACCCCAUGCUCUAAAAAAAUUUCAAUCCCUCUGCAAAAUUAAGUUGAAUAACGAAUACUGCAAGCAUCUCCAUCAAGAUUUGAGUCUGGGCACGAAUUAUCUGUAAUUAUGGCUCCAUGGAAUGAAGUGAAAUGUGGGUGUGGGUUUCCUGUAGCCAAGAGGAUUGCUUGGACUCAUGAAAACCCAGGGAGAAAGUUUAUUGCUUGCAAAUUCUACAAUCCUGAAACUGGGCAAAGGGGGUGCAACAAAUUUGAUUGGCUUGAUGAAGAUAUUGUUGAAUGGCAAAGGGAUGUUACUAAUGUGCUUGUUGCUGAAAAACAUAGGCUGUCCACUGAUCUUGCAAUUCUGAGGAACAGAUUUGCUUGCAUUGAACAAGAGAAGAUUAGGCUAGUCGAAGAGGUUGACAGAUUGAAGAAGAACAAGGGCAUGAUGAUGGGUGUUUUGGGGUCUAAGAAGGCUGGCUUGGGUCAGAAUCAGCUAAUGGGGAUGAUUUGUGUGUGUGCAAUUGUGUCUGUAUUAUUUAGUUUCACUGUAAUCAAGGUACUUGGGUAGAUGGUAGGAUGAACUUUGUUUAAGGAAUGUUAGGCAAUUAGAAGCUAGGCUUGGUUUAAUUCCUUGUUGUAAUGCCUUUAUGUUUAAUGCAUUCGUUGUUGUAAUCAAACCAUUGUGGUUUAGAAUGAAUGAAAAGUUU
This is a messenger RNA of Spinacia oleracea (spinach), 947 nucleotides long. RefSeq lists its product as uncharacterized. Lineage: Eukaryota; Viridiplantae; Streptophyta; Magnoliopsida; Caryophyllales; Amaranthaceae. Gene Ontology annotation, molecular function: zinc ion binding. Bases 365 to 808 code for a protein of 147 amino acids. The record is from RefSeq and is a predicted model, not a curated record. The transcript is spliced from 2 exons.